Molecule: messenger RNA, 249 nt
Organism: Purpureocillium takamizusanense
Lineage: Eukaryota; Fungi; Ascomycota; Sordariomycetes; Hypocreales; Ophiocordycipitaceae
Exons: 2
Coding region: 1-249 (82 amino acids)
Molecular function (GO): succinate-semialdehyde dehydrogenase (NAD+) activity
Source: RefSeq, a predicted model, not a curated record
AUGGGCCAGCUCAUGGCCCUCAAGUGGCGGCACGCGGGGCAGGCGUGUAUCUCGUCUAACAGGCUAUACGUGCAGCGCGGCGUGCACGACCACCUCGUCGAGGAGCUCGUGGCGCAGACGUCGAAGCUCAAGGUCGGCCACGGCAUGGCCGAGGGCACGACUAUAGGGCCCAUCACGACACCGCGGUCGCUCGAUAAGGCCGAGGACAUAGUUAAGGACGCGCUAGCGUUACCGACGAUAUACUUAUAA